Molecule: messenger RNA, 6437 nt
Organism: Cinara cedri
Lineage: Eukaryota; Metazoa; Arthropoda; Insecta; Hemiptera; Aphididae
Source: the annotation of a GenBank genome assembly
AUGGAAGAGGUGAAACAAAAAUCGGCGGAACUCCUGAAUGGUCUUACGAAAACAGACUUCCAGCACUGCCUCGAGCAAUGGAAAAAACGAAUGAAACGGUGUGUGGCGAGGGGAGGGGAGUAUAUUGAAGGGGAGCAUUUGAAUGUAGAAUAACUUUUGUAAUAAAACACUUUUCGUAACCAGUCUCGUUAUUUAAUAGCCAUACCUCAUAUUAUUAUUACGUUGCCUGUACAGACAGUACAGCAACUAUAAACUCAAAAUCUCAUGUGCAAUAAUUCUUAUUUCAUACUUGAAUGUUAUAUACCGUUUACUAUACAAGUUAAUAGAUAUUUUUAGAUUCAGAGCGGGGUAAGGGGUAUAUUGUUUUUUAAUACUUUUACUAUGAUUUGUGUUUUUCUGUCUCUAAACAUCAGAAAACUUGCUCUGAUCGAAAAAUGACAAGAGAAUUUAUUUGAUGAAUUUUUGAUUUAUUUACUAAGGAUAUAAGUUAUAUUUUAAAUUUUAAAAGUAGUUUUCAUAAUAAUUUGGAAAAACCUGAAAAAUUAAAACGAACAAAUUUACGGCGUAAUAUUUUACAAUUUUAAAUUUAUAUACUUUAAAUUUUCGUUCUGAAUUGUUGCUUCAAUAAAAUAACGGCAAAAAACCUAUUUUAUUGUAUUUUUUAAUUUAAUUAGUAGGUUAGGAUAUAGGGACAAAAUUGAAUGUGUAGAUCUGUAUGCAAAAAUUAAUCAUUGCUUACUAAAACCAUUUUAGAGUGAAGUUCAGCUAUAAAUGUUUUGAAAGGAUGUGAUAUUUACGAUUUUCGUUAAAAUUUGAUAUUUAAAUUCUUUUUUAAACAAAUUCUACAUAACACUCGAUUUUUUUUAAUCACAAAGAACGACUAGUAAUGAAAUUUCGAUUAAAUAUUCAAAAAUUUCAGUCAGGUCUAAUAAUUUUAUCCAUAGAGUACCUAUCAAAUAAAAAUUAUAUAAAAAAAUUUGCAAAAUUAAAAUGUCUCUAUACAGCUAAAAGAUUUUUUUUACGCCUAAAGGCAAAUAUAAGUUUUAUGUCCACAUUUCAAGACUUUACGAAUAUUUUUCACUGAAUCACAAUUUAAAAUAAUACAUUUCAUAAAUUUCAAGUUUCUCUACAUUUUUCCCAAUUAAUAUCAAAACCACUUAGUAAAUUAAAAAAUAACCUGCUUUAAUAGAACCACCAAGAUAAAAUUUCUUUCCAGAAAAGAUACUAUACACUUUAAAAUCGGAGUAAGAUUUUUGCAAGGAAAAUAGAUAAAAGAAAAAAAACAUAAUAUUUUAAAAAAGACAAUUUGAAAUUAAGCGUUUCGACUUUAAUGUCUCUUAGAGUUGGUGGUCUAUGUGCUUAUUUUGCUCACCUCGCAUACCUCGCAUAUUUUUGCGGCACUGUGUAUAGGGUGUAUGUGCUAAAUUUUACAAUUUUCUAUGUGCAUAAUAUGUUAUACAUAUGUAAUAGGAAAUUAUCAAAUUCUGUAGAUAAAUUCUAUAUAUUGUUAAAUCUACCGGAAAAUAAUUUAUAUAUUAAUUAAUUCAAUACAAUUUAAUUAAAAAAAUAAUAUUUUAGUUUCAUUGUGUACAUGCACGGGUCAGACGGACCAUAUUAUAAUCUAGGUAAGUAUCAAUCACUCGGAACGUAGAAUAUUUUAUAAUCCGUAUACGAUAAAUCGAUUGUUUUCGAUUGUGUAUGUGCAGGCCCGCCGCUAGGGAACAAACAAGCCAUACGUUGCUCUAGAGAGGCACACAAUUUUAAAUAAAUUGAAUCGGCAAAAUAAAAUUAAUAAUCGUCAAAAGACGGUAAUACAAUUUUCGCUUUAGGGUGGAAAUAUCUUUUGACGAGUCUGUGUAUGUGUGUAAAACGAUCGUGGGGAAAAAAUACAUGUGAAGGGAAAAUAAAAUUUAACGACUAAUAAUAUAUCAUCGAAAUAAUGGUCAUGUCGUCCGUCCGUUUUGAACCUUCCACGAACUGGUUCGACCUCAAUAUAAUAAAUUAUGCCUACCGUUAAAAACAGACGAAGACCAUUUCAUUUGAAAAAAAAAGAAGAUAAAUCUUUUGAACGGGCAUUGAGAGAGGAAAUGUCAUUAGACAACGAUGUUGUGUAACAAAAAUAAAAUACUAUACUUAUAGAUUUUCUUUUUUGAAAGGAUACAGGUGCAGUCUAUUGAAGAUGUUUAUCAACACAAAUCUGAUUGUGAACGGCUGCAGGUGUCUAGAGGGGUUUUUUUUUUAUUAUCCUGACCUUGGUAAACUCGAGGGUGCCUGUUAACAACACAGAUUUCUGUAAUGUUCAAAACAAUUUUACCAUUUUUACCAAAGUAAUAUAAUUUUGAUUUAAAACUUAUUCUCAAGUAGAAAUGUUUGCUCUUAACUGAAACGGAAACAAAUAUGUUUAGCGGAUUUUUUGUAAAAGUUGAAAAAUAUCAUUAUUCGUAGAAUAGCGAUAGAUUUAAUCGAUAUAUAUAUAUAUAUAUUUUUUUUUACUGCAGAACCGAUAAUAUUGUCACAAAAAUACAUAAUAUGACGCCUAAAGUAUGCCGCAAAGUAGAUCGGUAUGUAAGGAGUAUAUUACAUUUUUAAUAACUAGGUAUACUCAGUGCCAGAAGUAGGUAUUUUUACACCGGGGAACCAAGGUGUUUCUCUUCUAUUAUAAAACUUAAUAUUUAAAAAAGACAUCCUAGAAUAAUGGAGACUGGUGCAGCCAUUGUUAUAGGUAAUUUAAUAUAUACUUGUAAGCAGCGAUAAACCAUUGAUUACGUAAAAACGAUUCUGAGCGGAGUUCAGUUGAUAGUGAUGCUUUAUCAAAAAUAUGUAUGCCAUAUUAUAGUAAAAUAAUUAUAUAGGCUUUGUAUAUUUUCUUAAUAUUUAUUAAAUGUUGUACCGAUUUUCCCAGUUUUCCUACUUUUUUCCUAGUUUUUCCCGGUUUUUCAUAUUUGCUGGAAAAACUCCUGAAAAAUCGAAAAAUGUCCUCUUUAACGUACCUCCCCACACCAAUUUCCUUUCAGAAAAAGUGCUACACUUAAAAAUCGGCGCAUGAUUUUUGGUAGAAAAUUUAAAAAAAUAAAAUUAAAAUAAACAUCUUUGUAAAACCAUAAGUUCCACUAUGUUUUACUAAAAUGUAAAACAUACACAAGGAACACGUUUUCCUAAUCAUCUAAGAUACUGAAUAAUUACAUUAAAGAUGUAUAUCCUUAACAAUAAAUAAAUACAAACAAAAGUUAUUUAAAUACGUCCCGAAAUUUUAUACGCCGAAGAUAAAUUCUCGUCUUCUUCCAUAAUUCCGGUCUUGCUUACAUUACAGUAAACAACGAGUUCAAGAACCCUCUAUCCUAUCUAUUUUAUAAGACAUAAAAAUGUAAAAAUGUAUACUUCUAUUAUACUUACAAUCGUUGUGCAGGAACGUCGGGAUUUUUAUGAAUAACAGUAGAUGAAGUAAAACGGUUUACGACGUAAUACGGAUAGUAUUGAUCUGGUGAUCGAAUAAAACUGACUACGCGGGACGAAAUAUCGUCCGAUACACGCGGAACCGGUAUAGGUCGACUACUCCCACCUUCCGUCUUAGAACAUUUUGCCGUUUUGUCACUAAGAGGCCUCCACCACUACAACCAGUGGCGGUCAAAUGGUUUUGUAAUGUGUGAAGGAUGAGGAUAAUUUUUAAAAACUAUUAUUAUUUAGAUAAUCGUUUUGAGAUUCUAAGUGUAACAAAGAAUGUAUUAGUUUUACAGAUAUUUUUUUUUUUAUACUGUGUACAAAAAUUCUACCAGAAAUCUUGCUCCGAAGUAUCAAUUAUAGCACCCUUCUGAAAAGUAAUUUUCCUGGAGAGGUACUUUAGGGAAGUCAUUUUUUGAUUUUCCCAAGAAUUUUCCCAAUAAAUAGGAAAAACAUGGGAAAAACCGGGAAAACAAAUAAAAUAUCAAACAAAUAUUAUUAAAGAAAAUAUAUAAUGCAUAAGUUAUUAUUUUACCAUAAUUUAAAGUCUUUUUUUUUAUUUAUUAUUUUAUUUUUGAUAUAAUAUAAUAUACAGAGUGAUUUUUAAGCAUGUUUACCUCAAUUUUAUGGUUAAAUUAUGCAUAAGUUCAAAUUUUAAAUAAAACCCAUGUACUCGAAAAUAUCGUCUUUCACUACACAUACAAAUUCUAAAAAAUCAUAAUUAUGUAUAAUUUAACCAUAAAAAAAAAAGUGAGCACUGAGCAUGCUUAAAAAUUCACUCUGUAUAUUAUUAUAAAUACUUAAGAAAAAUGAGGUAUUGAGGUGAAUAUACCCCCCCCCCCGCUUAACUACCCUUGACUACGACUACCACUAUUAAAAAUAUUACUUAUGUUUGGUUUUACAUUAUCCGGUUAAAAUUAACGAGACAAUUUACCUUACAGAUAUUUUUACAAUUUUAUUUGAUUUAAAAAAAAACAAUAAUAAUAAAUAAAAUUAUAGGUAUAUAUGUAUUAUAUUUAUAAAACCUGAAGAGAAAAUUAAGUUUAAAAAGGUAAAUUAUAUUAAAAAAGUAAAAAUUAUAUAUAUAAACAAAAAAUAUAAAACCUUGGAUAUAAUUAAUAUAAAACUAAAUAAACCAUCUAUAGCCCGAUCUAUAGGUAUUAUUGAAAACGAAUCAUUGGCCGAGUUAAAAAAGAACGUGAGAAAAUAUGAGAUGAUUGAGUUUAUUUUAACAGGGUAAACUUCUAAAUUCCCACUUAAAAUUGAGACAGAAAUUGUAAAAUCCAAAAUACAAUUAAUAAAUAAAUAUAAUAGCCUAAAUAAUUCCAAAUUUGAUAAAUUGCACGAGUAAAUAGAAAACCUGCAAAUUGCAAAUCAACAAUUAUCAUUAAUAAAUUCAGAAAAAAAAAACAAACAUAAUUUUGUACGUAGCCAGCACAAUAAUUCUCGACUUAACUAAUAACAAUUAUUCAUAAUAAGAAUAAAAAGCCCAAUAUCGUCUAGCUCACUCGGACAAUUUUAAUCAAAAGUAACAAAGAAAAGUGAAAAGCAUUAUAGUUGUAAUUAGAGACCCAAUGUGGUCAUUUUUUAGUUUUCAAGGUUAAUGUACAAAAACUAUAAAAGUAAAUUUGAUAGGUAAGUUUUUAUUAUACCAAUGAAUUAAGCAUCAAAAAAUACACAUUUUAGAAAAAAAAAAUGAAAAUGUUAAAUUCCCACUAAGAAAUAUGCGAAUCAGAAAACCCGAACUUUGUGAAAUUUUCCCCUAUAACUUCCAAACGAAGUUCGUCCGAUUUUUUUACAUAAUUAAUGUACACAAAAACAUAAAUUUAAAAAAAAAACCCAAAAAAUUGAUAGGUUGCUAAAUUAGAAUUAUGCUAAGAGGUGAUUGGGUCAUCUUUUUUGGUCCCAUUAGGUAUUAUGCCUCUAUAGGAAACCUCUAAAGGACGGUCAGCUCUGAAUAGUGAAAUAAUUUCCGAUCCCUUCGAGUAGUAUAAAAAUGCCGAUCCUGGUUCUGGUGCUGGUGCUGGUGUCAUAUCUCCGCCACUAACCGCAGCUGCUCGGUACUCCACCCCCAUCGCUGCCCGCACCGCUCGCUACUCCACCCCCGCCACUCGCCGCAGCCCACACCGCUCGUUACUCCGUACUACAUCCCGCAACCCACGCACAUUCACACCAGACAGACAAAUAUUAUUACCAUAGAUACUAUCAACUCUUAUUAAUAUAUUUUACCAUUAUUUUACAAUGUUAUCAUGCUCAUUAUCACAGACGAUACCGCACUGGUUCUUAUUCAUGGAUAUUAUCAAUUAUACAUACUACAGAUAUUAUCAAUAUACGUUAUGAUUUAAUAUUACAUAUUUAAUUAAGCACCCCACUUUAGUGUGUGUAGGAUAAUGGAGGGGGUUGCUCUUUAAUUUUAUGCUCGACGGAUUUAAUAGAUAGGGAUUCAACAAAUUCAGUCAUCGAUAAGACUAAAUCAUCAUAUAAUAAUUGAUUUUUAUCUCCAGAUUUGGAUAAAACCUACGGACUCAAAAAAUUAUAUCACAAUCAUAUUAUUUUAGGAAAACAUAUAAUUCAAUUCACUGACAAUAAAACAAUUGUCAUAAACUCAUCGAAAAGCGAAUAUAAUUUAACGGGGGGGGCUUUUGGAAUUAAUUUUCUUGAAAUCACCGAUUAAUUAUACUGAACAGGAUUUAGAAACAUACAAGUCCAUAUUGGUACAAACGAGCGCCUAUUUAACCUUUGCUGAAUCUAGGAUUAGAAAAGGUGGUAAUAAAUACAUAAAUAUUAUUUCAAAAUUAUUUCCUUUGGGCAAAGGACUACGCAUGAAAUUGCAGAAAAAUACUUUAGUAUAUUGGAACGAUCCCAAUGAGUUAGUCGAUAGGUUACAAAUUUUAUUAGCUUCGCAAUCGGCAAAGAAUACCGUUGUUGGCAACGAGAUAUUGUUGAUUUUUGAAAAACUACUCGAAGCUGGUAUAAUACAGAGGAUUCCAAAUGUCUAA